Molecule: messenger RNA, 1914 nt
Organism: Arctia plantaginis
Lineage: Eukaryota; Metazoa; Arthropoda; Insecta; Lepidoptera; Erebidae
Source: the annotation of a GenBank genome assembly
AUGUCAAAUGUAUUUUUUUUGUUAUUUUUCUUAACUAAUUUCUAUACUGCCGCUAUUUGUCAUACAAAAUGCAAAGAAUACCUAAUUAUAAUAAAAGAAACAUCGUGUCCAACGAAUUCAACCCUUAUUAGAGAGGCAAUAAAACUAGAUGAUGUGGAAUUGAAUCAUGACAACUGCUCUGAAGAAUCUUUGAAAAUACUUUCUAGUGACGAAAGUUAUUCCAAUAAAAGUUAUGUCAUAAAAUUUGACUACAUCGGUUUUGAAUCUGUAUGUGUUCCUAUAAUUAAAUCAUCUAAACUCUUAGAGCACAUUAAAAUAGAUGAAAAUAUAACCACGAAUGAAAAUAAGGAAUUCGGCAAAGACAGACAUCAAAUAGAUAAAACAACAGUCAUUGAAAAUAAUACUAUAAAAAAAUAUCCCUUAGAAUGUUUAAUUAAAGAUUAUAAACAGACAUGUGAUAAAAAAGAAUCAAAGGAAACUCUCAAAAAUGAAAUUAAAAAGAUAGUGAAUAUAAACCUAAUUCAUGCUAAUAAACCAACUUCAAAUAUCACAGAGUUCAUUUAUAAUAACACUGAGGCGUCAAUUCUUUUUGAACAAUGUGUUUUAAACAAUAACCUUUGUACGAACUCUAAUAAAAUUCAUGAUUACACUGAAAAUAGUGAUACUAUUUUACAAAUAAAAAUAACUUCAAUUGGAAAUAAAGAUAGUUCAGUAUUUUUGAUUAUGAAUAACAGUAAAGAUAAUUUUAAUUGUACAAAUAUAAUUAAUAAAUACAAAAAUAUCAAUGUUAGUCACAUUAAAGCAUUAACCAGCAGUAUAAUAACAAAAUAUUAUUGUCAAGAUGAGAAGAUAGAUGAUCGUAAUCUAACUCUACCCAUAUUUGAUGUUAGUUUAUAUAUAUCGAUUGAUUUAAAUAUUUUGAAUACAAAACUAAGGUAUAUAAACUGUACAGAAAAAUUUAAACAUGAAAAUAGUACAGAACUAAGCAUUGAUUGCAAUGUAGAUGAAUCUGUAGAAAUGCAGAUAAAAAAGGAUAACUACACUACAACCAGUGGUAAUAAUAGUUUACCAGAAAUUGAUUUGUUUGAAGGAGACUUUAAUCAAUCGCUAGUAUAUCACUGUAAACUAAAAAAAGUUAACAUUACUAGAGAAAGUUAUUCUGAAGAUGUAGAAUUAUUUAAUACAUACACAGUAUUCGAUUAUCAAACUUGUACCGAAGAAUACAGUACUGAUGAUAAAAAAGCUCACCUAGAUGGCAGUAAAGUUCUAUUUAUUUCAGGUGAAGUUUAUAAAGAUAAUUUCACGAAUUCAGAAGAUUUUGAGUCCAAUGCCAGUAAAAGUCUGAAAUUGCAUUUUCUACAUAAUAACGUUAGUGAUUGCAGUGAAAGACUUUCAUUAAAUAUUAGCAAAGGUAGAAUUAUCAGCCAAUGGCCAGAUAAACAAAAAUCAAACAAUGGUAAUAUGACAAUAACAGUAGAAACUCCAACAUCUAAAAGCCCUAUCGAAAACAAAAAUGUGAAUUUAAGUGAUCAUCAUAAUGAUGUAUUUAAUGUACACAAUAAGGUUAUAAAUGCUACCACAAAAAAAACAAAGGAAAACUAUUUCGACAACGAGCACGAAAGUAAAGACGAAGGUAAAAUACGGGACGGUAAAAAAUUACUAAAAGAAAAUGCUACAAGUAAAACAGACACCUCAAGAGAUCAACUCAUACAAAGAGACCAAAUAGAAGAUAACGAUCCUCUACAAGAAAUGUAUUACGUCAGUCCUAAAGUGUAUAUUACAGCAGUAGUAGCCCUAUUAGCCGCUGUUGGAUCAGUCUUAAUAUACGCUUUAUGUUUGUUUAAGAAAAAGGAACAUGAAUAUCAAGCAACACCUAAACGAGAUUGGUCCGAAAUGGAUGUAACAGAAUUUUAA